AUGUCACAACAAAAUGGCAUUUCCGUCGAUGCUGCACCGGAAGCAGCGCAGGCAGAGCCAAAAGGAGCGCUUGCCUACUUGAAUAAAUUGUGGGUUUACCGCAAGUACUUAGUUAUUGAACCGUUUUUCUUUUUCUACUUGAUGGCCAGUAUUUUCAAUGCAGUUGCAAUGCAAAAUUUUCCACUUGACAAGGCUUGCCGCGUUAAUUUAGGAUAUAGUAAACUUGUCUGCGAUACGACUUUGGACAAAUCGGAAUUGGGUAUAGAAUGCGAAGGAUUCAGCUUUGAUAAUACUACGCUGGGCGCCACUGCGCAGGAUGCUACGCUCACCAUUAGCUCAGUGGGCUUCAAUUACACUGUCUGCAAAGCUGAAGUCGAGGCGCAGAAAUUAGCCGCAGAUGUAUCCGGGAAACGUGCACCUAUCGCCGCCAUCUUUCCAUUGAUUGUUCUUCUUUUCGCUGGUGGCUGGUCCGAUCGUUACAACAAACGCAAGCCAUGUAUGAUUAUGCCCAUUGUUGGCGAAUUUUUCUCCUUUACAUGUUUGCUUAUUUCGGCGAUCUUUUUCGACUCUCUGCCAAUGGAAUUCGGUGCAUACUGUGAGGCGAUUGUUCCAGCCUUAUUCGGUGGACUUACAUUUUGUUUGAUGGCUGUCUACAGUUAUAUAACGAUAGCAACACCGGAGGAAGAUCGUAUAUUCAGAUUUGGUAUUUUUGCAAUGUUUGUAACAGCCGUACCUUUCAUCGGCCAACCGAUAAGUGGUUUUCUAUUUCAACAGCUGGGCUAUAUUUUUUCCUUCGGAAUGGCUGCCUCAUUUCAAAUAAUCGCCAUACUCUACAUCAUUUUCUUUAUCAAAGAGGUCAAACCUGCACCUAAAGCUAAAGUUGAAGAUGUUCCGCCGCCAUUGCCUGCACAUGGACCGCCAUCUCUUGGCGCCGGCAGUGAUAAUUUGGCUUAUGACCAAACGGGUACUGAUGAAGUGGAUAGAGUGAAAAACGUCAGCUUUGAAUUGAAUUCGCGCUUACAGCCAGCCGAUAAGUCGGCACAAUUGUCACAUUCAGAAAGUGUAGCGCCAGUGAGACGUUCCUUCCUGCGUGAAUUUUUCGAUCCAACUUUAGUGAUAGAUUGCAUAAAAUUUCCGUUAAUAAAACGCCCUAAUCAUGGAAGAAUGCUGCUGAUUUUAUUAAUCAUUGCCUAUUUUCUAACGCUUGGACCCGUAUCAGGAGAGAACGAUUAUUGGUAUCGUUACACGCUGAUCAAAUUGAAUUGGAAUGGCAAUGAUUUCAGCUUUUUCUUCACAUUUUCCUCAGCAGCUGCAUUAAUAGGUACUUUCAUCGGCACCGCUAUACUUAGUAAAUUAUUGAAAUUUGCCGACUCCACUAUUGGCAUUUUAUCAGCUGUGGCCAUUGUUAUAUCUCGAAUUUUAUUUGCUUUCGCCAAGGAUACGAAGUCCUUCUAUGUUGCUGGUGUUGUUGAUAUGUUCGUGAGUUUACGCGUAAUUGCUAUUAAAACAAUCGGUUCCAGCAUUGUUGAUGGCGAGGAAUUAAGUAAAAUGUAUUCGAUAUUUGGCAUUAGUGAGCCAAUUGGACAAUUUAUAUUCCCGCCAAUAUUUAGUGUCAUAUACCAGGAUACCGUGGAAAGCUUUCCGGGCGCUAUUUUCCUAUUUGGUGAAAUAUUUUACAUACCUAACGUUCUGGUAUUUGUGCUUUGCUACAUAAUUUUGCGCCGGAAUAAAAAUAAGACAAAGCAGACACCACCAGAAGUUACGAAUGGGAAUGCUGCCCACGACAACCCCGAUUUUGAAAUAACUAGUCUAUAAUUGAAAUAAGCAACAUUACUGAGCAACGGUUAGCAUAAACACGAUGCUCAAAUUAUUCCUGUCAUUGGUUGUUCUUUGCUUCGUGGCAACUUCAUUUGGUCAAACAUUUCAAUACUCCCACGGUUGGACCAAUGGCAAGCGGGCACUCAGCACACACAGGGAUGUCGAUAAUUCCGAAAUGCUCGGUGUUCAACAAGACGGUGAUCGCAGACUGGAAAGGUGUCUCAUGCAGCUGCAACAUAUACUCCGCAAUCCCCUGCAAAUUCGUGCCGGCGUGCAAGCCAUGACUCCAACAAACAACAAUGGCAACAACAACCCAUUUGGAAAUCAUCAUCAAUCAAAUGAACUUUACGAAGAAUUGAAUGCU
Molecule: messenger RNA, 2182 nt
Organism: Rhagoletis pomonella (apple maggot)
Lineage: Eukaryota; Metazoa; Arthropoda; Insecta; Diptera; Tephritidae
Exons: 13
Coding region: 1-1815 (604 amino acids)
Biological process (GO): transmembrane transport
Cellular component (GO): membrane
Molecular function (GO): transmembrane transporter activity
Source: RefSeq, a predicted model, not a curated record